CCAUAAUUAUGGAUGGGAAUAGAAGAUUUGCCAAAGAAAAAGGAUUACACACUGCUAUAGGACAUUUUAUGGGAUCUAAAACAUUAAUACAGAUAAUAGAAAUAUGUAUUAAGUUAAAUAUAAAAAUUUUAUCCGUCUUUUCAUUUUCUCUACUUAAUUAUAAUAGAAGUCCUGAAGAAAUUCAUUUUUUAUUUUAUUUAAAUUUACUUGUACUUAUUAAUGAGGAUUUCUUUUUUAAAUUUAUAAAAGACAAUAAAAUUAAGAUCAAAAUUAUUGGAAACUUAUCUUAUGUUAAUGAUUCUUACAGGAAAAUUAUUUAUGAUAUAGAAGAAAAAACUAAAAAUUUUAACAAUAUUAGGUUAAAUAUAUUCUUUUCAUAUACAAGUAGAAAUGAAAUGAGUCUUUGUUCAUUUAAUCCAAAUUUAUAUAGGGACACCUACAAAAAUUUAUUACAAGAAAAAAAUAUUUUCUCUGGUACGAAUAUAUUGACUGAUCCAAUUAAAGAAGGAUAUUUUGAUAUUCCCAAACAAGAAGAAGAACUAAAAUAUCCUGAUCAUGAAAAUGAAAAUGAAUUAAAAUUUGAUAGAACAUGUCUUUGCAGGGAAAAAGUAAAAUACAAUGAAGAGCAAUUAGAAAUCAUUAAUUAUCAUAAUAAAUUGCUUACAAGUGAUUUGCCUCCCCCUAAUAUUUUAAUAAGAACAUCAGGUGAACAAAGACUAUCCGAUUUUAUGUUAUAUCAGAUAUCGGAGUUUACCGAAAUUUAUUUUAUUAAUGAAUAUUGGCCGGUAUUUAAUUUCUUACAAUUUAUUUAUAUAAUAUUACAUUAUACCCUUUUUCAAACAACCAAGUGGAUAUUUUCAUACUCGAACCCUUGUCCACACUAA
Messenger RNA from Plasmodium reichenowi, 884 nucleotides. RefSeq names its product dehydrodolichyl diphosphate synthetase, putative. The record is from RefSeq and is a predicted model, not a curated record. The annotation marks the transcript as partial. NCBI's taxonomy places the organism in Eukaryota, Apicomplexa, Aconoidasida, Haemosporida, Plasmodiidae. Gene Ontology annotation, biological process: polyprenol biosynthetic process. Gene Ontology annotation, cellular component: endoplasmic reticulum. The transcript is spliced from 6 exons.